AUGACCGACAUCGUACAAGAGGAAGCAGGAACCUCAGAGAAGUGUAUAAAGGGUAAGGAUGGAAGAUGGUUUACCUUCAGGGAAUUCGAAGUUGAAGGAAACUACUCACGGUCCAAGAACUGGAAGAUGAGUGUGAGAUGUGGUGGAUUCCCCCUGAAAGACCUGAUUAAGAUAUACAGACCCAUAAAUGCAGAUAUAAAGCAAAGGGAAGGCUGUGGCAUGAAUCCUUUACACAAAGAAGUCUGCUCAAAUGCGUGGUUAAUGAAAAAUCAUAUUCAAUAUAGUCACUCAAUCUUUCUCUCUUUUCAGCAGACAAUACCAGAGCCUAGCAGCAAUGACUUUUUUGACCCUUACCCGGGAAACUCAAAUAUAUGUGAGGUGUGCCGUGGACCUGGAAAGCUGUUCUGCUGUGAUACUUGUCCAAAGUCCUUUCAUGAGACAUGCCACAUCCACCAUAUAGAUGCUAACAGGGACCCAUGGAGUUGCAUCUUCUGCAGGAUAAAGGCUCUUCAACAAAGUUACCCACAAAGCCAACCAUGUCACCAGGCAUCUGAGGUCCUAAAGAGGCGGAUGGUGCCUGAGGAACAGUUGAAAUGUGAAUUUGUCCUCUUGAAGGUCUACUGCUAUUCAAAAAGCCUCUUUUUUGCUUCAAGACCACAUUAUGGGAGCGACGCGUCUCAUGGCCCAAAGAAACCCAUGUGGUUAAACAAAAUCAAGAAAAAGCUGAAUAUGAAACUGUACCUCCGAGUGGAGGGGUUCGUGAGGGACAUGUGCCUCAUCUUUCAGAACCACAGGACUUUUUACAAGGACAACCAGAAAUUCAUCAAGUUUGGACUUCAGGUAGAGGCCAUAUUUGAGAAUAGUUUCAGAAACACUUUUGCAAUUCAGGAAACAAGCGAGAAUAGUUGUCAUUUGGAGCACAUUCUUUCAUGAAGUAGCCCUUCCCCUCACCCCAACAGUCUUCAGCAGCUACAAGAUAAGAGUCUGUGGUUCCUCCCACUGACAAUUCUGCCUGUUGCUGUGCAAACAACUUUUUCAAUGUUUUCGUUG
Molecule: messenger RNA, 1050 nt
Organism: Neomonachus schauinslandi (Hawaiian monk seal)
Lineage: Eukaryota; Metazoa; Chordata; Mammalia; Carnivora; Phocidae
Product: nuclear body protein SP140-like protein
Exons: 8
Coding region: 1-933 (310 amino acids)
Biological process (GO): regulation of transcription by RNA polymerase II
Cellular component (GO): nucleus
Molecular function (GO): DNA binding; protein binding; DNA-binding transcription factor activity, RNA polymerase II-specific
Source: RefSeq, a predicted model, not a curated record